Messenger RNA from Drosophila eugracilis, 10434 nucleotides. RefSeq names its product talin-2 (gene rhea). NCBI's taxonomy places the organism in Eukaryota, Metazoa, Arthropoda, Insecta, Diptera, Drosophilidae. Gene Ontology annotation, biological process: cell-cell adhesion. Gene Ontology annotation, cellular component: focal adhesion; ruffle; plasma membrane. The transcript has 16 exons. Gene Ontology annotation, molecular function: actin filament binding; structural constituent of cytoskeleton; integrin binding. The record is from RefSeq and is a predicted model, not a curated record. The coding region runs from base 1237 to 9747 and encodes 2836 amino acids.
GCCGGCAUAGCACAUCAUUCUAGGCCUAGCCGCUGAUCGGGCAGGACUUGCCAGCUCAGAGACAAAGUCAGAAAGUCAGUCUUAAGUCGCGUUCUUAAACCGUUUUGUGCCUGUUUUCUUGUUGAGUUUUUGAAACAAAUUCGUUAAGUUUGGCGGUCAAGUGCCUUUUGUACCGUUUCGGUUCCUGUUUUUCGUCAUAGCUCGUGCCUUAUCCUUAAGAAGUAUUAUUAACCAGUCACACACACAAACACACACACACUUACACACACUGCGUUGUUGUCGUCAAGUGCCUUGAAGAGAAACUUUACUUUUUAAAAGACCUUAAGUCGAUGCGAUUCAAUCGCUGCUCAAAACUCUGCCACUAAUUUGCCUUAAAAAAACAAAACACAAAAAACACAUAAAAACACUAUAAAAAUUUGUUACCAAGCUUUACACGUUUUUAACAAUAUAUAUACAAAGUCAGACGUUUAUAUAUUACUUUACAAAAUUUACACAACGAAUGCCUUUAUACUAGAGAACACGAAAUUUUAAACGUUAUUUGUUAAAGUCAACGAAAAAAAUUGAGAUUUUCCACGUUAUUAUGAUGUAUACGCGUUUUUUAAGAUUUUCAAAAUUGUUAGCGGUUUUUGCCAUCGUUUUGUGUUGAAUAUUUAUAAAAAUUCAGUUUCGGUUCCGUACAAUUUGUUGUACAAAAACGGUACGCUCCGUUGCCAACACCACAAACGUGCCUCAGCUCGUCGUGCAGCUGCCUCGCAGGAUCUGCAGGAGUCGCAAGACUCAACUGACCCAGCGCUGCCGUCGCAGUCAACGAUUUUUAAAAUCCCCUUUUCAACACCCCGUAUUGCCUUUCGAUGACAACGUCAACCGAACGAUCGCCAAGAUCUUGUUAAACACCAACAAAAACAAAACACACUCUUAACACAACAACAACAACACAACAAACACACACUACGCCCGAGCGUGCCUUUAUAAGCAUUAAGCCCUAAACCGUAACCGUAAGCUCACGUGCCUUAAAGUUUUUCGAUCGUCAACUCACGAAAAAUUCAAAACAUCUUCGAAAAGAACAAAAUUGUAAACAAGUUCUCACGAUGAGCCUUACAAAGUGUUCGAAAAUGCCUUUUGCAUUUUCCACAUCCUUGGAAGUUUACCCGAGGAAACGACGACGAGGCGGAGGAGAGAGAGAUAGAAGAAAAGGAGUAGAGGAAGUCGAAGUGAAGCAGCAAAGACGACUCCAGGAUGUCCACACUAUCGUUGCGCAUCCAACUCGAGGGUGGCCGGGUGACCAAGACCAUACAGUUCCAACCCAACACCACAGUCUUCGAUGCCUGCAGGGUCAUUCGCGAUAAGUUCGCCGAGGCAGUGCAAGGACAAUCCAGCGAAUAUGGCUUGUUCAUCUCUGACGAGCAAAACCAACAAGGCGUUUGGUUGGAACCCGGACGCACCCUGGGCUACUAUAUACUGCACAACCAUGACACGCUGGAGUACCGCCGUAAGACGCGUACCCUUCGCGUUCGUAUGUUGGAUGGAGCUGUAAAGACUAUCCUGGUGGAUGACUCCCAGCCGGUGUCGCAGCUUAUGGUGGUUAUUUGCACGAAGAUCGGCAUCACCAACCACGAGGAGUAUGGCUUGGUUCGCGAGGACAACGAGGCGCAGAACGAAAACCUUCCGGACAACAAGUUCGGCACUCUGACCCUUAAGCGCAAGAUUAUGGAGAAGGAUCGUGAUGCCAAGAUGGAGAGUUUGCGCAAGAAACUGAAGACGGACGAUGAAAUGAACUGGGUGGAUGUGAGUCGCACCUUGAGGGAGCAGGGCAUUGACGAGGCAGAAACUGUUUUGCUCCGCCGUCGCUUUUUCUUUUCGGAUCAGAACAUCGACUCUCGGGACCCCGUGCAGUUGAAUUUGCUUUAUGUGCAAGCCAGGGACGCCAUUCUGGAUGGCACGCAUCCUGUGACUCAAGAUAAAGCUUGUGAGUUUGCUGGCAUCCAAGUGCAUAUUCAAUUUGGACCGCAUAAUGAGUCCAAGCACAAGGCCGGAUUUUUAGAUUUAAAGGACUUCCUGCCGCAGUCUUAUGUGCGCACCAAGGGAAUUGAGAAGAAAAUCUUUGUGGAGCACAAAAAGCAUACGGAACUUUCCGAAAUCGACGCCAAAGUCUUGUACACUAAGACCGCCAGGGAGUUGCCAACCUAUGGUGUUACGUUCUUCCUGGUCAAGGAGAAGAUGAACGGCAAGAACAAACUUGUACCCCGUCUGUUGGGUGUGACCAAGGAUUCGGUGCUGCGUCUAGACGAGCACACCAAGGAGAUUCUUGUCUCAUGGCCCUUGACCACAGUUCGACGUUGGGGCGCUUCACCAAACACCUUUACCUUGGACUUUGGCGAUUAUGCCAAUCAAUAUUACUCGGUGCAGACGACAGAGGCCGAGCAAAUUGUCCAGCUUAUUGCUGGCUACAUCGACAUUAUUCUUAAGAAGAAGCAGACCAAGGAUCAUUUUGGCAUUGAAGGAGACGAGGGCUCUACGAUGGUGGAGGAGUCUGUAGCACCUUCGAAGGCCACAUUCUUGCAACACGAAACGAAUCGACUGGAGCAACUUAAUGUGGAGAGCUUGGCUCAUCCAGGAAUCAUGCGCCCCUAUGACGGCGAGCGCACCUAUAGUCAGAACGAAGUGCAGACCGUCCAGUAUGGUGCCUUCGUCGGCCAGGUUAACCAUGCCCACCAGCCGCCAACGACUAAGGAAGUUCGCAUUAGUUCUGUGAAUCUGACGGAGCCACAGAGGGCUCUGCUGAGCUAUAUAUCUGCUGGCCGGGAUGUCUUAAUUCGCGCUGACGAAGAGCUGCGCACUAAGGCACCAAUUCAAGAGCUGGGCAGCGAUUUGCGUUCUAUUGAGUGGCGUGAGAACACCUUAGACACUUCCAAGCAGGCUGUAAGCAGUCAUGUGGCCACCAUGAGCGCUGCCACCGCUCAGAUUAUCACAGCCUCUCAUCCGGAUGAAGUCGACACAGAGGCCAUUUCGGCAUCUGUCUCCCAGAUUGCCCAAACCAUUCCCGAGGUGACCAAGGAAGUGCGACUGAUUGCCGCCUUGAUGGAGAACGACUCGAAUGGUGAUCAACUGCUGGAAGCUGCUCGUAACUUGUGCAAUGCCUUCAGUGACCUUCUCAAGGCAGCCGAGCCGGAAAGCAAGGAGCCGCCACAGCAUCUGAUCAAUGCGGCCAGUCGCGUAGGCGAAGCUACUACCCAUGUGCUGAGCACAAUUGCCGAAGAGGAGGUACCCGAGAACCGUGACCUCCAUGACAUGCUCCUAGCUUUGGCUAAGGCGGUUGCCAACACCACUGCUGCCCUUGUGCUGCGCGCUAAGAACAUUGCCGCCAGCUGUGAAGAUGAGCAGGCCAGGAAUCGGGUGAUUGGAGCUGCCAGUCAGUGUGCCCUGGCCACCAGUCAAUUGGUGGCCUGUGCCAAGGUAGUAGCACCCACUCUGCACAACGCUGCUUGUCGUGAACAACUGGAGGCGGCUGCCAGAAACGUGGCCAGAGCCGUCAACUCUUUGUGCGAGGUCUGCAACGAGGCCAGCAAUGAUCCCAAGCUAAAGGCUGAUCUUUUGGCAGCAGCCCGCGAUGUUUCGAAGAGCCUUACCGAUAUGUUGGAGCACGUCAAGUUGAGCUCCAGGGAGCAUGCCAAUCGGACCAGCACUGAACUGAGUCCCGUAGAGAACGUGAUUAUUGGAACUGAUAUCCUGGUAUCUACCCACGACCCACAGGAGAUGGUGCGCCAUGCCCGUACCCUUGGACAAACCACUGCUCAGCUCAUCCAGAGUAUCAAGGGCGAGGCGGACCAGCAGCAGGAUGCCGACAUGAAGCGCCAUUUGUUAUCCGCUGCCAAGCAGUUGGCUGAUGCCACCGCCAAGUUGGUAGAGGCCGCUCGUCUCUGCUCGUCGAACCCACAUGAUUCGGAUAACCAAAACGCUCUACGUAGGGCAGCUGAGGAGCUAAGGGAGAUCACCACUACGGCGGCUAACACACCGGCUAUGAAGCGGGGACUUAUUCAGCGUCUGGAAUUCUGUUCUAAGCAAGCAGCCUCAGCAGCAACCCAGUGCAUUUCGGCGGCCCAGAACGCGGUGCAACACAGCCAAGACCAUCAGACCAAGGAGACAAUCCUGCAGGAUAGCAAGCGACUGGCGGACACUAUUCCUCGACUGGUCACCUCGGUGAAGACAACCCGUGGGCAACCCGAUGACCCCAACGCCCAGCUGAAUCUCAUCGAGGCGGCGGAACAGUUUAUUGAACCAGCUCUGCAGGUGUCGAAAUCUUCAAGAGCUCUUCAACCCACUGUCACCGAUAUUCCAUCUGCUACCCAAUUAUCCAAGGGAGCUCUGCACUUAGGACAAUGUGUGUCGGAGCUGCAUUCAGUGGCCCAGCGUGCUCGUGAUGCUUGCGGUGGUCAGGAACUUGAGUCAUCCCUAGAGGAGGUGCGUAAACUGCACGAUGUGUUGGAUGACACUCGCCAGGCGGCUAUUGCUGGUCAACUGCGUCCUUUGCCCGGACAAACCGUGGAAAGUACGGCCGAUGAACUGAGGAAAUCUGCCAAGAAUGUGGGCAUCGCCUUGAGCCAGUUGCUUUCCUCUGUACUACACAACCAGCGUAGUUAUGCUGGAGCUGCUGGUCGAGACACUGCUCUGGCAUUAGGUGACUUCACCAGAAGCGUUCACGGAGUAGCGGCCACUACACAGAAUCCGGCAAUCAUCGACUGCGCUGAUGAUGUGGUCUCCAGCUCAGCGCGACUCAUUGAGCAGGCACAGCGCACAUUGCAGGGUGUAUCCAACCCGGAAGCCUUGACUCAAGCUGGGCGGGAAGUAACCGGUGCUCUAUCCGCCACAGUGGAUUGUAUUCCCGGACAGCGAGAAGUCGAUGUGGCUUUGAGGAACGUCAGCGAUCUGAGUGAGAUCCUAUCGAUGAGCGAAUUCCCACCCUCCAGCCGUCCAUAUGCAACUCUGCAGUCGGAACUCAAACAAGUGGCGGAGCAGUUGAGCACCGCUGGUGGCGAGAUUGUGGUUUCGUAUUCCUCGCCAGCUUUGCUGGCCGAGAGCAGCCAGAACUUUGCAGCCAAUUACCGAGACUUGCUGUCUGUUAGCAUGGAGAUGGCUGGCCAGACACAGGAGGAGGAAGUACGCUCCCAGAUGAUAGAGUCCCUGCGACAUGUCUCCACUCAGUCGUGCUCUCUACUUUCGACUGCCAAGUCGAUUGCCGCGGAUCCUGGCCAACCGAAUGCCAAGAACCUGCUGCACGCCGCUGCCCGAGGUGUUACGGAGAGUAUCAAUCAACUGGUGGAUGCCAGCAUCCAAUCCGCUCCUGGACAAAAGGAAUGUGACAAAGCUAUGCGCAACAUUGAAGCUUUGCGUCUGAUGCUGGACUAUCCUCAUGAACCCAUCAACGAGUUGGGAUACUUCGAUUGUGUAGAACAGGCCACAGGCAAAUCGAGGAACCUGGGCUACGCCAUCUCCGAAAUGAUAAACAACGCCAAGCAGUCGCAGCAUGUGGAGUUUAGUCAAUCGGUGAACAACGUCAACGACUCCAUCCAGGGUUUGAUUGAGAGUUCGUCACAGGCUGCCUAUUUGAUUGGAGUAUCGCAUCCUUCGAGUGUGGCAGGAAGACCUGGAAUCAUCGACCAGGCCCAGCUGACAUGGGCCUACCAGGGAAUCCGUCAGCACUGUGACAUUGUGAGCAGCCAGCAAUCAACCAAGCCGCAAAUGAUCUCUGCCCUCACGGUGAUUGCCAAGCACACCAGCUAUCUGUGCUCCAUUUGCCGUCAGGCUUCGAUGAACACCUCGAACCCCGUGGCAAAGAACGAGUUCAUUGUGCUCGCCAAGCAGGUGGCUACGGCUACAUCAGACUUGGUGCAGUCCAUCAAGGCCAUUGAGGAGCAACCAUCAAGCGGAAGUCGCGAACGUCUGGUAGAUCCUCUUUUAGAAGCCGUCAAAGCAGUGCGUCAGUAUGCUUCGAGUCCUGAAUUCAGCUCGGUGCCCGCUAAGAUCUCUGUGGAAGGCAGGAAAGCCCAGGAACCAGUCAUUCAAGCGGGUCGCGGUGUAAUCGAUGGUGUAGUGGAGAUGGUGAAAGCAGCUAAAUCGCUGGCCCUAUCCCCUGACAAUCCGCCAGUGUGGCAACAACUUUCGAUGCACUCCACCCCGGUUUCGGAGUCGGUUAAGCGAUUGGUGGACAACAUUCGCGACAAGGCCCCUGGACAGGCGCAGUGCGAGCAAGUGCUACAUACCUUGGGCACAUGCACACGGGAGUUGGACAGCUGUGCCCUUGCUGUUAAUGCUCAGGGUCUCAGCCAGCGUCGGGAUAACAACUUGCAUGGAUUCAGUGGCCAAACGAUGAACUCUGCUUCUGAGCUCGUUGACAAACUGGAACCUAUUCGUGUAGCUGGUAAGAACAACGCUGAGCAACUUGGUCAUGCUGUGGGUGAAAUCUCACGUUAUGUGGUGCCCAUGGUAAAUGGAGCUAUUGGAGCCUGCACCCACAUUGUGCACAGCCAACAGCAGAUGUCUCUGAUCCAGCAAACUCGUUCAGUGGUAGAAAGUGCCGUUACUCUAGUGCAGUCUGCUAAAGACUCGGCCGGCAAUCCUCGAGCAACUCAUGCCCAUCCCCGACUGGAUGAUGCUAUUGAUGGAACAAGGGAAGCCAUACUGGAGCUGCAGCAAACCGUGGAGAAGAUCAAUGCGGAGACGGGCAUCGUGACGGGAUUGAUGGAACAGGUUAACCGUUCCAUUACCCGAUUGACCGAUAAGCGACAGUCUCUGCUUAAUGCAUCAUACUCGGACACCUUUGUGGACUACCAGACUCGAAUGGUGGCGCGGGCAAAGGAGAUCGCCAGUCUGGCCAACGAGAUCAACGCCAAGAGCAGCGUAGAACCAGCGGCUCUGCCUCAACUGGCCGUGGACAUGACACAGCACUAUCAACAGUUGACUCAGGACUCCGUUGGAGCUAGUACCACUACUUCUUCCCCGGAUGUGGCCAUGCGUAUUCGCACUACGGUUAUCGAUUUGGGCCGCUCUGUUAGCUCUAUGAUUCAGUCUUCGGCUGGCGGGGCACGACCCAAUGAUGUGAGCGCCCAAAAGGAUAUUGCACGUAAUGCUCGUGAGGUGUCCGAGAAGGUAGCCCAGGUGUUGGCCGCUUUGCAGGCCGGAUCGCGUGGUACUCAAGCCUGCAUCAAUGCAGCUCAUACGGUAUCAGGAAUCAUCGGUGACUUGGAUACAACCAUUGUGUUUGCCACCGCAGGCACUUUGCAUUCAGAUGGAGAUGGUAGCUUUGCUGAUCACCGAGAGCACAUUCUUCAGACAGCAAAGGCUUUGGUCGAGGACACUAAGGUUUUGGUGACUGGAGCGGCUGGAACUCAGGAUCAGUUGGCCAAUGCAGCUCAGAAUGCAGUCUCAACUAUAACUCAACUGGCUGAGGCAGUAAAGAGAGGAGCUUGCUCCCUGGGAUCUACCCAACCCGAUUCCCAAGUCAUGGUCAUCAACGCCGUCAAAGAUGUGGCUUCUGCUCUAGGCGAUUUAAUCAACUGCACUAAACUGGCUUCUGGCAAGCCCAUCAACGAUCCCUCUAUGCAGGGUCUCAAGGAGAGCGCCAGGGUUAUGGUGCUGAAUGUGUCUUCUUUGCUGAAGACUGUGAAAGCUGUGGAGGAUGAGCAUACUCGUGGAACUCGCGCCAUGGAGGCAACAGUGGAAGCUAUCUCUCAGGAGAUUCGGGCCAUGCAUACUCCACCACCAGUUGGCAACACCCAGGUGGGACCUGAGGAUCUGAUCCGCGUGACCAUGAAUGUGACAGCCGCUACUGCUAAGGCCGUUGCUGCAGGAACCUCCAAUUUGCAAGCUGAUAUUGUAGCUGCCGCCAACCUUGGUCGUCGUGCCAUCUCUGACAUGCUUAUCGUUUGCCGUUCUGUGGCCUGGAAUUGUGCCGAAACGGAAGAGCUGCGUAGUCGUACUCUAGAGGCAGGAACUGCAGUCGGAGAAUCCUACCGAGAUUUGCUAAGUGGUAUCCUACAUAACUGCAGUGCCGAUGAUCGUAUGCACUUGUCCCGUCGCGUUGCCAAAUGCGUCACUGACCUGGUGGCCAUGGCUAGACUGCUCAAGGGCUCUGAUUGGAUCGAUCCCGAAGACCCUACGGUUAUUGCUGAGAACGAACUGCUAGGCGCUGCUGCUUCCAUCGAUGCGGCGGCCAAGAAGUUGGCUUCACUGCGUCCACGUCGCCAGGCCGAUGUCAAGAUUGAACUUGACGAAAACAUGAAAUUUGAUGAAAUGAUUCUGGAGGCCGCCAAGGGAAUAAUGGCAGCAUCUGCUGCUUUGGUGCGAGCUGCAAACGCCGCUCAGCGUGAACUCAUUGACACGGGCAAGGUGGCCCGUCGUCCGCUUACGAGCUCCGAUGAUGGCCAGUGGUCCGAGGGUCUCAUUUCAGCCGCACGCAUUGUGGCCGCCGCUACCCACAGUCUUGUGGAGGCUGCCCAGAACUUGGUGCGCGGCGUGGGCACCGAGGAGAUGCUUAUCUCCACAGCCAAGCAGGUGGCUGCUUCCACUGCACAGCUGCUGAUUGCCUGCAAGGUUAAGUCUAAUCCAAAUUCUGAGGCUGGUCGUCGCCUCCAGGCCGCUGGAAAUGCAGUCAUCAAGUCCACCGACAAUUUGGUGCAUGCCGCCCAGCAGGGCCUGGAAGCCGAGGAGGAGCAUUCGCUAAAGAUCAAUACAUCCAUGGUCGAUGGUAUGGCACAGGAGAUCAACGCCCGUUCAGCCGUGCUGCGAAAGGAGAAGGAACUGGAGGAGGCGCGCCAACUUCUGAAAAACGUACGCCAUGCUCAGCGCUAUGCAAAGAACGCCCAGGGAUUCACCACAGACGAGAGUGACACCGAAUACGCCUACAAGAGCCAGAACAAUACUUUGGGUCGCAGUGGUUAUUACGGUUCCAGCGAGAUGCCCAGUUCGCCAAGCUACCUGUCCGGUGGCCAGCAGCAGAAGCACCACUACAACUACGCUAGUCCCCAGCCGCAGCACUUCCAUCAUCCCGGAGCGGUGUCUCCACCGCCAUCCAACUAUCCACCGAUGGACGAUGGCAACGGAGACUUCCCACCACCGCCGCCACCGUUGUCUGCAACCAUUUCUAACAUGCAAACCGCCACGUCGGGUCACAGUUUCCGCCCUAAUCCCAAGUUAACAGCCAAUGCCGUGCCCAGGCCCUACCCAGGCAGUCCGGGCGGCAGCAAUGGCCUAACCUCUGCACCCACCGUCUCAGGCACACCCACUAACACAAACUACCAGCAAAGCUUUGAGUCGUCCAGCAUUAAAACGCUAAACUCAUCUCCACCGGCGGUGCCAAAGAAGCCUACUGCAAACCGAAAUCUGGCGGCAUGUGUGCAGGAUUUGCAUGAUAAGACUUUCGGUCAGGGCGGCGUAGUCCAGCUGACGGGAGGAAAUGGUUAUCCUGGUCAGAAUUAUGAAGGAUACACGUCCAGAUAUGAGACACGUAACUUCGACAAGUCAGCCAACAAUACCACCAGCAGCAGCAGUGAACUGGGAGUGAGCAAGCCCCUGGAAUCGAGUUUCUCACAGAUGACCCUCAACACCGACGGCGGCAAGAUUAGCAUUGUUGAUCAAGGUUCAGAGCGACUCACCUCGAUGACCCAGCGUGUGAUGGAGCGCAAGUCCUUCACGACAACAACAGAAUCCCGCUCGGAGACCAAGACGGAGAAGCAUAGUUUUCGAUUGGAUUAGGCGCUCCGAUUAAAACGAUUCUAGUUGCUUAAGUAAAUGUUCUAGCUUGGUGAUGAGCAAGUCGAUGUUUGCCAAAUGUGCUUUUAACAUUUACACACCCGUACACAUACUAAUAGAAAUAAUUUAAUAUUAAUUGUAAUUAGCCACUAGCGAAACUACAUAUAUACGCCUCUACCCAUACCAUAUAAUCAGCCGCAUAUUAACAACCUAAUAUUGCUAUUCAACUUUCUAUGUUUUCAUAAAUCUGUGUUCUACGUGUUUAUUUGCCAUUUAAUUGCCAAUAUAUAUUGAUAAAAGAUGUGCGAGAGCAUAAGCCAUAAGCAGAUUGCUUUUAGCAGUCCUAACUUAUUCAGGCAAAUCUUCUAAAAUCCAACGAAAUUAUAAUUAACCAUUAAUAAGCGUAACACCUACAAAUUUGGUUCUUCACUUUGUUGUUAUUUCGAUGCAAUUUAUUACUGUGCACUAAACAUGAAAUAUUAUUUUCUAACGUAAGAAACCUCUUGUUUUUCACCAAAAUGUAGAACAGUAAAUAUAUAUUAUAUGUUCUGCCGAUGUGAAUUUUAUUCGAUGUAAUCAAUACUUUUUAUUUCUCUUUGUAUAUACGUACGUAUGCGAAUCGUGUAUGCAGUUGCAUAUUUAAAUUGUGUAUUUUUUGUAAAUUAAUAAAAAAAACAAUAUUUUAACAAA